ACGGCGAUGGCAGGACGGGAGGAAUUCUUCUCAGAAAGUGAGGAAGGGGUUGGGUGAGUCGUGAUUGGUUAACGAACACAGGCGGUGGGGACUUGCAUUGGCCGAGUGAGAGUGUAAAGUUGUAAGGCUAAAGAAGUGUUUUUGGCAUUUGUGGUCAAACUCCGACGCAAGGCACCGCUUCCUUUGCUGCCCACACCGCUGGCCCGCGUCACUUUUGUUUCGCUCGUUUGGGAAAGUGAAAGUGGUUUAGCUGCUGCAGGGCAGCCUCAGGGGAGGAGAGGAGAUAGUACAGCGGAAUUCCAGUGGCUUCUUGCCUGGGAUAUCCCCAUAGCGUAACAUGAUCAUUGCAGAGGCAGCACGCUUGAUGCAUUCAUUGCCUAACAACUUCCAACAAUAGAAAGAGAUCUGCACACUGAACUGCAAGUACAAAGUUGUACUUUAAACGUCUUCAUUUAUUGGAAAUGUUUGAUAACAGUAGUCAAGCAAAAAAUACAACAAAUACAUGACCGCAGUGGACCUUUAUAUUUUAAGUAAAAAAAAAAACAUUUUUUUAUCAUCAUCAUCCAAUUUUUUUUUAGUUUUGUAUUAAAUAUAAUUUUUAUUUGAGCUGGUAGAUAAUUAGCCUCGGCGAAGUGGAGACGCAGCUGAACCCGCUGGCGUUGAACGUAACCCCAAGUUCAGCAGCCGGGAGCGAUCACAGUGCAGGUGCCACCACCAACACCACCAACAACAAUGGAGCCAACGACGCGCAGAGAGGCCCUCGUUUCUCUCUCGCUGCUGCUCCUGCUGCUGCUGCACAUGUGCCUGGGCACCACCGCCAUUACCGUCAAGUACGCCCUGUACGAGGAGCAGCCCGCGGGCACCCUCGUGGGCCGCCUCUCCGACGACCUGCAGGGCCGCGUGGCCGAGCACCCGUCCCGUCACUUCCGUCUGAUGCGGCGAGACGACUUCUCCUUGGUGCACGUGGAAGAGGCCGACGGGACGGUGAGCGCUCGCGAGGUCAUCGACAGGGAGCAGCAGUGCGGGCAGGCGCCCUCCUGCGUCAUCCGCUUCGACGUGCUCUGCACGCUGCCCCGGGGCCUCUUCCAGCUGGUGCACGCGGAGGUCGAGUUGCUGGACAUCAACGACCACGCGCCAGACUUCGCGCGCUCCGAGAUGCACGUCGAGAUCUCCGAGAGCGUCGCGCUGGGCACCAGGGUUCCCCUGGAAGGCGCCCGUGACCUGGACGUCGGAGGGAACGCACUGCGGGCCUACCACCUUGACGAGAACGAGCGCUUCGGGCUGGCGCUGCGGGCACGCACCGACGGCGCAAAGUACGCGGAGCUCGUGGUGAAGAGCAGGCUCGACCGCGAGCAGGAGGGAGAGUACACGCUGCAGCUGACCGCCUGGGACGGCGGUGACCCGCCGAGGUCGGGGACGACCCUCGUGCGGAUCACCGUGCUCGACUCCAACGACAACUCGCCCGUGUUCGCGCAGACCUCGUGCAACGUGACCGUGAGGGAAGACGCCACGCCUGGCACCGUCCUCCUCACGCUCAACGCCACCGACGUGGACGAAGGGCCGAACGGCGAGGUCGUGUACUCCUUCAGCAGUCCCGUGGAUGCCGAGGUGCGACGCCUGUUCCAACUGGACCCCAAGACGGGAAAGCUGUCCCUCAAGGGCCAGCUGGAUCACGAGCUCAACUCGGAAUACGAAAUAUCCAUCCAGGCGCGAGACAUGGGUCCCAGCUCCAUUCCAGCUCACUGCAAAGUGCUCGUGCACGUGGAGGACAUCAACGACAAUGCGCCUGAAAUCAAGCUGGACUUCAUCAUGCAGUCCAGGGGAGACACUGUGUUUGUGAGCGAGGGUGCGGCCUACGAGAGCUUCGUUGGCCUCGUCACCGUCUCGGACAUCGACUCUGCCGAGAACGGCCUCGUGGCAUGCCACCUGCGCGGACACCCGCACUUCAAGCUGCUGCCCUACCGCGACGACUACGUGGUGGUGACCAACAGCAGCCUGGACCGCGAGCAGAUGGCCGACUAUUUCCUGGUGCUCGAGGCGUCGGACGGAGGCACUCCGCCUCGAGUUGCGGCCCGCCAGUUCACCGUGCGUCUGCUCGACGAGAACGACAACGAGCCGCGCUUCCACCGCUCCACGUACGAGGCGUCCCUGCUGGAGAACAACAGCCCCGGCGCCUACGUGACGACGGUGACGGCGUGGGAUGCCGACGCAGAACACAACGGCAUGAUCGCGUACAACGUGGUCGAGUCGGAGGUGGCUGGAGCGUCCGUGUCCACAUACGUGUCCAUCAACCCGUCGAGCGGCGCCAUCUACGCGCUGAGGCCCCUCGACUAUGAGGCUAUGACGAGCCUGACUUUCCAAGUGCAGGCCAGGGACGACGGCGUGCCGCCGCUGGUCACCAACGCCACCGUGUCGGUGAGGAUUGUGGACGAGAACGACAACGCGCCGGUAGUCACGCACCCACCGCUGCGCAACGGCACGGGCGUUGUCCGGCUGCCCAGGGACGCGGGGCUCGGGUACCUGGUGACGGUGGUGCGGGCCAGAGAUUCCGACUCGGAAGCGAACGGCGAGCUCAGCUAUCGCAUCGUGCAAGGCAACGAGCGCAAUCUCUUCCGCAUCAAUCGCCUGGGAGGUGAGGUCUUCACCAAUGCUGCCUCGGUCACCGACGCGGCGGCUUCGGCGGCGUCGGCGACGCGGCACAGCCUGGUGGUGAUGGUCAGGGACAGGGGCUCGCCAGCUCUCUCGGCGACCGCCGCCAUCGAGAUCCGAGUCGGUGCACACGGAGCGAGCGAAAACAACGACGACAACAACGACAACGACGACAACAACAACAACGACGGCGGCAAACUCUCUGGGCGAGACGAAGCGUUUGGCGGCUCCGCUCCGGACGGCGACGAUGGUGCCGACGAGACGCAACCGCUGGACGCCUCAAUGCUGGCCGUGAUGGCGCUGGGCGCCGCUUGUGCCCUCACGCUCGCCGCCGUGGUGCUCGUCGCCAGCACCAAGUCGGGCUCCUGCGGGGCGGCUGCCCUCGAAGGCAAGGAGGAGGGGGGCGAGAGGAGACGCGGCCGUUCGACGCCAUCGACGUCGUCGUCGGAGGCGCCGGUGGAGGCGCCGUCACGCGGCUCCCAGCGGCUCGCCCGCGCGGAGGAGGGCACGGGCGACGGGGACGCCAGCAAGGCGACGAGGACGAGCGUGAACAAGCGCGACAUUGUGGUGCUGAGCAGCGAGGCGGCGGGGCAGCUUGCCGAGGGAGACGUCGAGGAGCCCCUGGCCGUCGUCGGCACGGUGUUUGGGCCGCACGGCGCCGCGUCGGACUCCGCUCGGGGCCGCAGGAGCGAGGCACAGGCCCGGCCCAGGGAUAGCCUCACCCCGUCUCAGCACUCUUCAGAGGGCUUCGCCGAAGCUGAAGCGGCGACCCCCUCACAAGACAAUGUCGAGGUCUCGCAAAUAUUGACGCUCCUCAGGCAGGGAAAGUACCGUCCACGACCAAGCUUCCGAGGAAACAAGUAUCCCCGACGGAUGAGGUGUGCGGAGGUGGACGGACAGAGCCUGAAAGACAGCGGACGAGGCGACAGUGACACUGAGGAGUGCGACUCGGAGCCCGGUCGACAUUCUCCCCUGGGCUCCCUCACUCUGUCGCUCCCAGGGCCUGAGCAUGCAGAAGUGCCUCCCUGGACGACUGAGUGCAACCUACCGGCAAUGGGACAUUCCUCGUGCCUUCCGCACACCGGCCCUGCCCCUCCUCUUGUGGCCACCCAGGCUGUUGGGACUACCAGGCCAACCCUGCUGCCUCUGGGGCUCCACUCGGCAGCCGCUGUGGCCGUGCCGAGGGAGCUGGGCCUGCCGGCCAUCCACCAGGGCCCUCUCACUUUUUCCACGUUCGGCAAGGCGAUCCCUGCAACUACUCGAUGCUGAGAGAAGACAGCAGGGAGACCCCUGUUACAGUUGAACAGGCGGUAUGACUGCCGCACUGUGGCCCACGGGGCCAGAGGGGCCCGAGGAGCCAAGUUAGGAGAAGAAGGAGGAUAUUGGACUGGGGGCCCCAUUUCAUUCCUUGUACCAGGGCCCUGUGCCAACUAUUUCCAUGCCAUUGGUUGGAGUUAGACUAUACGUAAUACUUUGACAUUCUGCUCGUGUUGAGAAACAGUAACUGAAAUUCUAUUGAUCGCGAUGACCACAAAACGACUGAAUAUAUGCAACAAUGAGUAUUACACCUCGCAUAUAUGUCUUGUGUAUGUCCUCUCACACCACCAUGCACUGCAAUACAGACGUAUUUCUUUGGAUGGAACAUUGGUCCUGGCAGUUAAAUGUAUGCAUGAACACUGGAACAUAUUGGGCCACGUGCAAAUUAACACUUCGGUUUUAAUGUUUCAUGCACUGUUUAAAAAACGAAACUCAAGCAAAGGUUGGCUACAAUAAUGAAUCUUUAUCCCCAUGGUGCUGAGUUACAUUAACAUGAAGCAGGGCACAAAGUAUCGUAUCAGUAAGCUGUAAACAUGAUUGGUUUACAAUGCAAAAUACUGUAACCCAUGUAGGGUAAAAACUGUAAAUUAAGUUUAAGAUUUCAUACCAAAGACUUUUGUAAAAAAAAUAGAUAAAAUAUUUAAAACUUUCGUAUUUUAGUGUUAAGUUGAACAAAUGUUUUGAUAUUGAAUGAGGUUUUUAUUGUGUUAUUAAGAAAGCAGCCCGACUGGAUUAUUAUUUAAAAUUGACAAUCAAUUAUCUGUUUAAUGGUUGAUAAAUUACCACAAUUCCUUAAGAUGUACGUUGUAUUAAUAUUGCAUACUUGUAGACCGUUAACAAACGUAGCAUACUUGGAAUUAGAUUUUUUUACACGUUAUGGAGGUGAGUUAAAUUAAACAAUUGUACCGCUUUGCUUAUUUAAAAAGCUAAUGGAAAUAAAUUAUACACUGUACUUUAUUAUUUGUGCAAAAGUAGUGAUCAUGUGGAUUGUCUCAUGAUUUGUUGUUAAAUUGUACCAUAACUAUAUCGAUGUUAAUGUUUUAUAGUAACAGUAAUAUAAUUCCCAGCCCUUUGUCAAUCCACUUUUGGAUCAAGGCCCCCCCCCCCUCCAGCAGAGUCCACCAUAGUGGUUGUUAAACCAAUACUUCACCAAUGCUUAACCACUCUGUGUCAGUGUGAGUUUGGCGGGGCACAGGACUGGUUCGGAUAUCACUCGCAGUAUGCACUGUCAAUCGUAUAGUGCCACAGUUAAAAUGUUUAAUUUAAUCGCUUCUAAGCAUAUACACUACUCAUCUUUAUUUAAUAUACAGUUAAUAUAAUUAUUUUUACCACAUGCCUUUUGUACCUUUUCAUGUUUUAAAUAAAGUAUUUUCUUGUCAACGAGUUAUGCA
Messenger RNA from Petromyzon marinus (sea lamprey), 5357 nucleotides. RefSeq names its product protocadherin 18 (gene PCDH18). Gene Ontology annotation, cellular component: plasma membrane. The record is from RefSeq and is a predicted model, not a curated record. Gene Ontology annotation, biological process: homophilic cell-cell adhesion. Gene Ontology annotation, molecular function: calcium ion binding. Lineage: Eukaryota; Metazoa; Chordata; Hyperoartia; Petromyzontiformes; Petromyzontidae.